Molecule: messenger RNA, 2028 nt
Organism: Ornithodoros turicata
Lineage: Eukaryota; Metazoa; Arthropoda; Arachnida; Ixodida; Argasidae
Gene: Dip-C
Product: xaa-Pro dipeptidase-like
Exons: 2
Coding region: 4-1578 (524 amino acids)
Molecular function (GO): manganese ion binding; metalloaminopeptidase activity
Source: RefSeq, a predicted model, not a curated record
CAGAUGCCGUGCGCAAAAGUAGGUGUCGUAGUUGUUUACUCGCUGUGUAACUGGUGUAACGUCGGUGUAGCACAACUGCGUCGUACCUUGUCAAGCUCUUUCCUUCGCAAUAUGCCGUCAAGCAAAGAGCCGUCAUUCUCAAGAGGGCCACAAACCCUACGUGUUCCAAAAAAGCUGCAUACGUUGAAUCAACAGCGGUUGAGCAGCCAACUCCGAAGACAUCCUGACGUGUCAGACGGUAGUUUCGUCUUGCUUCGGGGAGGUGAAUCCGCGACGAGGCACUGUUCGGACCACGAACCCGUUUUUCGACAAGAAUCUUAUUUCCACUGGGCUUUCGGAAUCGAGGAACCCGAUUGCUACGGCGCGAUCGACGUGCAAAAUGGCACAUCCAUCGUAUUUGUGCCCAAGCUUCCUGACUGUUACGCAAUUUGGAUGGGAAAACUAUGCACCCCUGAAGAAUGCGUCGAGAAGUUUGGCGUCGAUGAGGUUGCGUACGUUGAAGACAUGGUCGAUGUACUGAGGGCGCGAAAUGCGAAGGUGCUGUUGACUCUGCGCGGCAGGAGCAGCGAUAGCGGCAAAAUGAGCACGGAAGCUACGUUCUCUGGAAUCGAAAACUUCAAGGUGAAUAGCAGCGUCCUGUUUGAGGUGAUCGCAGAAUGCAGGGUGUUCAAGACCCCGCUUGAGCUGGACGUUCUGCGCUACACCAACCGCAUCAGCAGCGAAGCUCACAAAGAAGUCAUGCGUCGCAUUCGACCAGGCAUGAAAGAGUACCAGCUCGAGUCCAUCUUCCAACACUACUGCUACUACAACGGUGGCGCCCGCCACUGUUCUUACACGUGCAUAUGCGGAACGGGCCCCAACGGCGCCAUCCUCCACUACGGCCACGCGGGCGCCCCCAACGAGAGGACCGUAGAGGAUGGGGACAUGUGCCUCUUCGACAUGGGGUGCGAAUACUACUGUUACGCGUCCGACAUCACGUGCUCGUUUCCCGCAAACGGAAAAUUCACUCCGGACCAGAAGAUCAUCUACAACGCAGUCCUGAAGUCUAGUCGCGCCGUGAUGGCCGCAACAAAGCCCGGUGUCAGCUGGACGGACAUGCACUUGCUUGCGGAGCGAACCAUCUUGGGAGAGCUAAAAGCGCACGGGCUGCUUAAAGGCAGCGUAGACGACAUGAUGAAAGCGCGCCUGGGCGCAACAUUCAUGCCGCACGGGCUGGGACACUUCAUGGGAUGCGACACGCACGACGUCGGCGGGUACCUGUCCCACUGUCCGCCAAGGUCGACGGAGGACGGGCUGAAGAGUCUGCGGACAGCGCGGACGCUGAAAGCGGGAAUGGUGCUGACGAUCGAGCCCGGAUGUUAUUUCAUCGACUGCCUGCUGACGAAAGCGUUCGAGAAGGGAGAGCUUUCGGUUUUCCUCGUUCCAGAAGCUAUCCAGCGUUUUCGUAAGUUUGGAGGAGUCCGGAUAGAGGACGACAUUGUCGUAACGGAAAACGGCAUGGAGCUCAUGACCGACGUACCGCGCACAGUUGAAGAGAUUGAAGCCCUAAUGGCAGAAGGUCGUAACGAACACCAGUGAAAACCAGCCAUGAAAUUCGUUGAGCGUAGCCUGAUUUGUAUGAGAACUGGAAGAUUUUAUUUUAUGUUCAGAGUUGAAAACGCCACAUAUACAUGGUAUUAUAUUUACCUUUGCUCACUUAUCUGCAUGUUCCAUACUGCUUAUUUACCAUUUAUUAUAUAUUUGGUGCCCAACCAAGGCAUGCGCAAUGUGACAGGGCGCUGCAGUGAGAAAUCACGGAGUCGUGGACUUUGUGAUGAGAUUAGAGCUAUCGGAGCUGUUGGGGUAGCACUUUACGUAAGCAUGGACGUAUCUAGCAACCCAAAGUGAGUGAAAUUGUCAGACCACAACAUGAAGGAGAGAAGAAAGCUUUUUUUAAAUUUUUUAUCUAUUUUGAUCAUUCUAUUAUGUGUACCACUUUACUAAUAAAAAAACAAUAUGUGUCCGGUGUGUUGGGCACGCGUUUUACGA